CACGCCGAUCUAAUGCUGCACCACGUAUUGCUGCCAAACCAACCAUGCUGUCAUUCUCGAUUUUGACUCGACCCAGCCACCUCAACGACAGAAACAGGCAUGGCUAAGCGGUUCGGCCUCGAAUCGGGUGCUGCCCUCAUGGCCGAGGGCUCAGAAGUACUGAACAACCACAUCGUGAGCAAGAUGGAGGUGGCACUGGGCAGAGAACUGCCGCAAAUGGACGUGCGCUUCAAGAACCUUUCGCUCUCAGCUGAUAUCGUCGUGGUCGACGACGACGGCUCCAAGUACGAACUCCCGACACUACCUAACACCGUCAAGAAAGCCUUUGUUGGACCCAAGAAGAGAACAGUACGCAAGGAGAUCCUCAAAAACAUCAGUGGCGUCUUUCAACCGGGCAAACUCACGUUGCUACUGGGUCAGCCUGGGUCGGGUAAAUCCGCUCUCAUGAAGGUUCUCAGUGGCCGGUUCCCCAUGGCCAAGAACAUCACACUUGAAGGUGACGUCACCUUUAACAGUGUCAAGCGUGAGCGAAUCCUCAAGACGCUGCCUCAAUUCGCUGCCUACGUGAACCAGCGUGACAAGCACUUCCCCACUCUGACCGUCAAGGAGACGCUGCAGUUCGCCCACACCUUCUGUGGUGGCGAAAUGGCACGUCGUGGCGAGGAGCUGCUCUCCAAAGGUUCACAGCAGCAGAACCUCGAAGCGCUUGAGCUAGCCAAGUCCGUGUUCGACAACUUUCCCGAGAUUAUUCUCCAACAACUCGGACUUAAGAUAUGCCAGGAUACGAUCGUCGGUGACGCCAUGAUGCGCGGUAUCUCUGGUGGUGAACGUAAGCGCGUCACCACUGGAGAGAUGGAGUUCGGUAUGAAGUACGCGUCCUUCAUGGACGAGAUCAGUACGGGUCUCGACAGUGCGGCUACCUUCGACAUCAUUACUACGCAACGUAGUAUCGCUCACCGUCUUCAUAAGAACAUUGUGAUCGCGCUACUGCAGCCGUCGCCCGAAGUCUUCGCUCUCUUCGACGACGUCAUGAUCUUGAACGACGGUGAACUCAUGUACCACGGUCCUUGCGACCGAGUACAGGGCUACUUCGACGGUCUGGGCUUCGCCUGUCCCGUCGGCCGUGACAUUGCCGACUACCUACUUGACCUGGGAACGCAGGAGCAGUACCGGUACCAGACACGGGAGGCCCCGCGUGGCAAACACCCACGUUCUCCUAAGGAGUUCUCUGAGGUCUUUAAGCAGUCUGACAUCCACAUGGACAUGCUCAAUGCACUGGACGCUCCUCAUGAGCCGAAACUACUUGCAACUAUCGAGAAACACAUGAACCCAACUCCGGAAUUCCACCAGGGUUUCCUCGAGAGUACGAUGACGCUAUUCCGUCGCCAACUCAUGAUCACCUACCGUAACAAACCGUUCGUCUUCGGUCGAUUGCUGAUGAUUGGCAUUAUGGGUCUGCUCUACUGCUCGACGUUCUACAAGUUCGAUCCUACCCAAGUGUCGGUGGUCAUGGGUGUGAUCUUCUCGUCCAUUAUGUUCCUGUCCAUGGGACAGUCGUCUCAGGUCCCAACGUAUCUAGCAGAACGUGACAUCUUCUACAAGCAACGCGGUGCUAAUUUCUACCGAACGGCGUCCUAUGUGCUGGCCCAAUCGGUCGGCCAGAUCCCGCUGGCUAUUGCUGAGACCCUUAUUUUCGGGUCGCUGGUGUACUGGAUCUGUAGCUUUGAAGCUGAUUUAUGGCGGUUCGUCAUCUUCCUCGUUAUCCUGUUAGUCAUGAACCUGGCGAUGGGCAUGUGGUUCUUCUUCCUGUCAGCUGUAUGUCCUAAUGGCAACAUCGCGUCUCCAGUGAGCCAGGUCUCCAUCUUGGUUAUGGUUAUCUUCGCUGGUUUCAUCGUCACUGCCGGUACCAUUCCUGACUGGUUGAUCUGGUUGCACUGGAUCAGUCCCAUGUCGUGGGCUCUGCGUGCUCUGUCGAUCAACCAGUACCGAGCGGACAGCUUCAAUGUGUGUGUGUACGGCGGGGUUGACUACUGUACCGAGUACAACGGGCUGACCAUGGGCGAGUACUAUCUGCAGAUGUUCGACAUCCAGACGGACACGGCGUGGGUGGCGUACGGCGUCAUCUACGCGUGUGCAGUGUACGUGGUGUUCUUGCUGCUGUCGUUUCUUGCACUAGAGUACAUUCGCUACGAAACCCCUGAGAACGUGGACGUGUCGGAAGGCCAAGCGGACGAUGACACGUACGCGUUGCUGGAGACACCGAAGAACUCGACCAAGAAACCCUCGGAUGAAGACGUCGUUCUUGAGCUUCCGCGUCACGAGAAGAACUUUGUGCCUGUGACGGUGGCCUUCCAGGAUCUCCACUACUUUGUGCCCAACCCCAAGAAUCCCAAGGAACAGCUCGAGCUCUUGAAGGGUAUCGACGGAUAUGCCUUGCCUGGAUCGAUGACGGCUCUCAUGGGCUCAUCGGGUGCGGGUAAGACGACGUUGAUGGACGUGAUUGCUGCUCGUAAAACAGGCGGCAAGAUCACCGGUAAGAUCCUGCUGAAUGGCUACGAAGCCAGCGACCUCGCUAUCCGUCGUUGCACGGGCUACUGCGAGCAGAUGGACGUACACUCGGAGGCUGCUACCAUUCGUGAGGCCCUCACGUUCAGUUCGUUCCUACGUCAGGACGCCUCAAUCUCGGAUGCUAAGAAAAUCGACUCGGUGAAUGAAUGUAUCGAGCUGCUCGGUCUGGAAGAUAUCGCCGACCAGAUCAUCCGUGGCAGCUCCGUGGAACAGAUGAAGCGCCUGACGAUCGGUGUGGAGCUUGCUGCUCAACCGAGUGUGCUGUUCCUGGACGAACCGACGAGUGGGUUGGACGCUCGCUCUGCUAAGUUGAUCAUGGAUGGCGUCCGCAAAGUGGCCGACUCUGGCCGUACCAUUAUCUGUACGAUCCACCAGCCGUCAUCCGAAGUGUUCUACCUGUUCGACAGCCUAUUGUUGCUGAAGCGUGGUGGUGAGACGGUGUUCUACGGUAACCUGGGCGAAAACUGCCGCAACUUGAUUGACUACUUUGAGAACAUCGCGGGUGUGUCUCCACUACCGGUGGGUUACAACCCGGCCACAUGGAUGCUCGAGUGUAUUGGUGCAGGUGUGAGCAACUCGGCCGCCGACAACAUGGACUUUGUGAGUUACUUCAAGAACAGCCCGUUGUGUGUAAAGCUUCAGGCAGAUUUGGCCAAGGAAGGCGUGACGACCCCGUCGCCCGAGUAUCCGGAGCUGGUGUUCGGAAAGAAACGUGCGGCCAGCUCGGUCACACAGAUGAAGUUUUUGGUCCAGCGCUUCUACGACAUGUACUGGCGCACACCCUCGUACAACUUAACGCGUCUGGUGAUUUCAGUGUUCCUCUCGCUGCUGUUCGGUGUCAUCUUCGUCGGAGUGGACUACGCGUCGUACACGGGCUUGAACUCAGGCGUCGGUAUGGUCUUCAUGGCCUCACUCUUCAACUCGAUGGUCUCGUUCCAGAGCGUUCUACCUUUGGCUUCAGAGGAGCGUGCGUCGUUCUACCGUGAACGCGCGUCGCAGACGUACAACGCCUUCUGGUACUUCAUCGGCUCCACGCUGGUUGAGAUCCCGUACUGCUUCCUUAGUGCGUUGAUCUUCACCGUCAUCUAUUACCCCAUGGUCGGUUUCUCGGGUUUCGCCAACGGUGUUCUCUUCUGGAUCAACCUGUCGCUGUUGAUCACGAUGCAAACGUACUUCGGUCAGUUUUUCUCUUACGCGCUGCCCAGUGAAGAGGUGGCAGCUAUCAUCGGUGUGCUGGUGAACUCGAUCUGUUUCUUGUUCAUGGGCUUCAGUCCCCCGGCGUACGCUAUCCCGUCCGGUUACGAGUGGUUUUACACGAUCUGUCCGCACCGAUUCGCGCUCUCGAACCUCGUAAGUCUUGUCUUCGGACAGUGUUCGGACAUGCCGACGUGGGACGAAGCUACGCAGUCAUACAUGAACGUCGGGUCGGAACUUGGAUGCCAGCCCAUGGCCAACUCGCCGGUCACCGUGGGCCACAUCACGGUCAAGGAGUACGCGGAACAGUACUUCGGCAUGGACUACAGUGACCACUGGAGGAACUUUGGCAUCGUCAUCGCAUGGAUUAUCGGCUUCCGUCUCUUGGGUCUGCUGUCGCUGCGUUACAUCAACCACCAGAAGAGGUAGAGGAAUCGCAAGUUUCCGUUCCUUUGCAGACAGGAGAAAACACGAUACUACAUGUACUACAAACGUUGAAUAAUGUCAUUUUAUCUGCGCUCCGCACAAAAUGUAAGGUCUCUAUUAUACAUAUGCAUGCUUUACUGGCCAAAAUGUUGAUGAUGGCAUUACAAUAUCCAGUGUUAGAGAGAUGUCUCGCAUGUGCCAGUAAUCGGAAACACACAGGUCACGAUCGUAUGACGUGGUGUGUAGUGGUUUUGCUAGACAUUUCCCCCAGAUGGAAAUGACAACGAUUUUGCUCUUGAGAAUGAAGUUACGC
This is a messenger RNA of Phytophthora nicotianae INRA-310, 4501 nucleotides long. RefSeq lists its product as hypothetical. Lineage: Eukaryota; Oomycota; Peronosporomycetes; Peronosporales; Peronosporaceae. Gene Ontology annotation, biological process: transmembrane transport. Gene Ontology annotation, molecular function: ATP binding; ATP hydrolysis activity; ABC-type transporter activity. The transcript has a single exon. The record is from RefSeq and is a predicted model, not a curated record. Gene Ontology annotation, cellular component: membrane. The coding region runs from base 100 to 4191 and encodes 1363 amino acids.